AUGGCAGUGCAUAUUGCCAUAGAUCCAAACAACCAGGUGAAUGCUUCAGGGGCAGCAGAUGGCUUGUGUUUGUGUCAAAAUCAUCAAAUAAUUGGACCGCUAAAUGGAGCAGAAGGAGGGAGUGUGGAGUUCAGACUCAUCAACCCACCAUCUGCUGCCCCUGAUGGAUUCACCUGGAAUUUUGGAUCUACACAGAUAUGCACUGCCACUGGUGGUCCACCGUUCAUAUUCCCUAAUUAUCAAAACAGAGUCUCUGUGGAUCCAAUCACAGUUACACUGGAGCUCAGGGACCUGACUCUCAGUGACGCUGGGGAGUACAGACUGAGCAUUAUUACAGUUGGUGUUGAAAGCACUCUAACAACAGAUCUGUUAGUAUUUGAGAGAAUCUCCAGUGUGACACUAGUAGCCAGUCAUACUGACCUGGUUGAGUUCAACAGCUCUGUCACUCUCACAUGCUCCGCCUCUGGCUCUCCCACUUCAUUCCAAUGGUUUAACAGGAGUGAUGAGGUCACAGGAAGUGAUGGAGGGACUCUGACCAUAGAGAGUGUGACUCGCUAUGAUACUGGGCCAUACAAGUGCAAUGCAUCCAACAUCGUCAGCUUUGGAAUGAGCUCUGAGGUCACUAUGACCAUUGCCUAUGGCCCAGAUAAUGCUGUAGUUAGAGUGACACCUCAAGCUGAGCUUUACAGCUCUGGAUCUACUAUCGUCCUGUCCUGCUCCUCUGUGUCCAGCCCUGAUGCCCAGUUCCAGUGGGCUCUGAAUGGAACCCUGCUGGGUAAAGAGGAACCAGAACUCAGACUGGAGAAUGUUCAGCCCAGUCAGAGUGGAGAAUACACCUGCUGGGCCCAUAAUAGUAAAACCCAGAGGUAUAAACUAUCAUCUCCAACGAGCAUCACUGUGCUGGAGAGAAUCUCCAGUGUGACGCUAGUAGCCAGUCAGACUGAGCUGGUGGAGUUCAACAGCUCUGUCACUCUCACAUGCUCCGCCUCUGGCUCCUCCCCCUCAUUCCAAUGGUUUAACGGGAGUGAUGAGGUCACAGGAAGUGAUGGAGGGACUCUGACCAUAGAGAGUGUGACUCGCUAUGAUACUGGGCCAUACAAGUGCAAUGCAUCCAACAUCGUCAGCUUUGGAAUGAGCUCUGAGGUCACUAUGACCAUUGCCUAUGGUCCAGACACUGCUGGCAUUAGAGUGACACCUCAAGCUGAGUUCUACAGCUCAGGAUCUACUAUUGUCCUGUCCUGCUCCUCUGAGUCCAGCCCUGCUGCCCAGUUCCAGUGGGCUCUGAAUGGAACCCUGCUGGGUAAAGAGGAACCAGAACACAGACUGGAGAAUGUUCAGCCCAGUCAGAGUGGAGAAUACACCUGCUGGGCCCAUAAUAGUAAAACCCAGAGGUAUAAAUUAUCAUCACCAACAAACAUCACUGUGCUGGAGAGAAUAUCUGAGCCUGCCAUUACAAUGUCUGGUCCUGAACAACUGAUAGCAAAUGAAAGUUCUGUGACGUUAACCUGUGAAGCCAAGGGCUUCAUCACUACCAGGAAGUGGAUGAAGCUUUGGUGA
Molecule: messenger RNA, 1557 nt
Organism: Engraulis encrasicolus (European anchovy)
Lineage: Eukaryota; Metazoa; Chordata; Actinopteri; Clupeiformes; Engraulidae
Product: carcinoembryonic antigen-related cell adhesion molecule 5-like
Exons: 7
Coding region: 1-1557 (518 amino acids)
Source: RefSeq, a predicted model, not a curated record